AUGUCGUCAAACGCCAACCUUGCCGCUCAGUGCGAAGAGAUACGAAAAAACUACUCGCCUUGCGAUGUCUCGGAUGCCCUUCUAACACUCAAAGUCCCGCUGGGCGGCACUCUCGCCGACAUCUCCCCCCUCCCAAGCAGACACGGCUACACCAACCGCCUCGUAGCGCCCAUCAGCACAGUGCUCUUCGUCCCCAACGCCCACCAACCCGGCGCCUCAAUCCCCAAUCUCCCCCUAGUGCCGGAGACGUCCAACUUGCCAUCCGACAAGCACUUCUCCGACCUCGCUCCGUCGGGCUCCGUGGUGCUUAUGCAACAGCCGCCGCACCAGACGGCCGCGCUGCUGGGCGAUAUUGUUGCCACGCGGUACAAGUAUCGCGGCAUUCAGGGCGUGUUUGUCGACGGGCGGGCGCGCGAUGUCGUGGGGAUUGGAGAGGUGUGUAAAGCUGACGAGGACACGCCGUUCACCGCUUGGACGCGGAGUUUGAGCUCGUCGGGCACGAGUGCUGAGGCGAAGCCUUGGGCUGUUGAUGUGGAGUUGCAGAUUGGAGGGGUGCGUGUGAGGCCGGGGGAUGUGCUUGUUGCGGACGAGGGGGAGAGGGUGUGUUGUGUUAUUCCGGCUGAGAAGCUGGGGGACGUGCUGGCUUUGCUGCCUGUGCAGAAGGAGGCUGAUGACGGGUUGUUGGCUGAUGUCAGGGCGGGGAUGGGGUUUAAGGAGGCGUUGAAGAGGCAUCCGAAGCAUUACACUUUGCAGCAUUGA
Neohortaea acidophila is the source of this 759-nucleotide messenger RNA. RefSeq names its product ribonuclease E inhibitor RraA/Dimethylmenaquinone methyltransferase. The transcript is spliced from 3 exons. NCBI's taxonomy places the organism in Eukaryota, Fungi, Ascomycota, Dothideomycetes, Mycosphaerellales, Teratosphaeriaceae. The record is from RefSeq and is a predicted model, not a curated record. The coding region runs from base 1 to 759 and encodes 252 amino acids.